Toxorhynchites rutilus septentrionalis is the source of this 3626-nucleotide messenger RNA. RefSeq names its product DNA-directed RNA polymerase I subunit RPA2 (gene RpI135). Gene Ontology annotation, biological process: DNA-templated transcription. Lineage: Eukaryota; Metazoa; Arthropoda; Insecta; Diptera; Culicidae. Bases 126 to 3515 code for a protein of 1129 amino acids. The record is from RefSeq and is a predicted model, not a curated record. Gene Ontology annotation, molecular function: ribonucleoside binding; DNA-directed RNA polymerase activity; DNA binding. Gene Ontology annotation, cellular component: nucleus; RNA polymerase I complex. The transcript is spliced from 5 exons.
ACUGUCAUUUUAAUCAUUCAAUUCAAAACAGCAUGUUUUUGUCGGUGUCGUGUGGAUCAUGAGCGCUUUUGGUCUUGUUAACUUGACGUAUAAAAAUAGUUUAAACAUAUUUUUCUCGACGCAAAAUGAAGAACCUACCGGUACUCACCAACCUUAAGCCAAUAUUCAAGGAAAUCCCUAAAAACCAAAACAAGAUUCUCGCCAACCUUGGGGUCCCCCACAUCGACUCGUUCAAUUAUAUGCUCGACGAGGGAAUUGCGGAUGUUAUCCGGAAUUUGGAGCCGGUUCGAUUCGAAUUGCCCAACAAAGAUCGUGUUUCGCUGCAGAUUUCCGACUGUAUUAUCGCGAAACCAACGGUACCUUUGAGUCAGCUCAAUGUGAGGGAGAGGCGGAUUUUCCCAUCCGAGUGCCGGCAGAAAAAUGAGAACUACACAGGUAUGUGUACGAUUACCAUCGAAUGGGAGAUAAAUGGUCAGUCCAGGCCGCCAAUCACGCGGGACGUUGGUCCACUGCCGAUUAUGCUACGAUCUAAGGCAUGUAACUUAGCCGAUUUAACCCCCUCCGAGCUAGUGAAACGGGGUGAGCAUGAGGACGAAUGGGGAGGGCAUUUUGUUAUGCGUGGUUUAGAGAAGCUCAUUCGAAUGCUCGUUAUGACGAGAAGAAAUUUUCCGAUUGUGAUCAAUCGGAACUCGUGGAAGGACCGGGGAAAGGAGUUCAGCAGCACAGGGGUCAUGUUCCGAUGUGUCAAAUCGGAUCAAACCGCCACGACAAACGUCCUCCACUACCUAUUAAAUGGAACUGUGAAGCUGAUGAUAUCCAUUGGAAAAUCGCUUAACUACAUCCCGAUCAUGAUGUUGCUGAAGGUAUUGUCGAAUUACACGGACAAUGAAAUUUACAAACGGCUAGUCGCAGGUUUCGAAGAUGAUCAGUACUAUAAGCACUGCAUCCAAUGUAUGCUCCGAGAACUACACGAGGAAUCGAUACACAACCAAUUCGAAUGCAUAAACUAUUUAGGUGGCGCAUUCCGUCAGCGGCUGUAUUUCUUACCUUCAUGGUACACGAACGAAGAAGUGGUUGACCAUCUGCUAAGAAAUUGUGUACUCAUCCAUCUUGAUAACAACUUGGACAAAUUCAAUCUGUUGAUUUUCAUGAUGCAGAAAUUGUUCAGCGCAGCUCAGCGGCGCUGUAGAACAGAAGGUUCCGAUAGUGUAAUGAUGCAAGAAUUGCUUCUGGGUGGACAUCUUUACCAGAAAAUGCUCCGAGAGCAUUUCAUUUCAUUCUUGAAUGGAAUGAAAUUCAACAUUCUGAAGCUCUGCCCGGAUACCGAUGCGUAUCUUACUCAAAACGAAGUAGUGCUGGCUUGUAAGAACACGGCGAAUUUUGAUCGGUCAUUUGCCAACUUCAUUUCUACUGGAAACUUACCGAGGGCCAGCGAGAUGGGAUUGAUGCAAGAUUCUGGAUUGGUAAUUAUUGCGGAGAACAUUAACCGGAUGAGAUAUAUGUCUCAUUUCCGGGCCGUUCAUCGUGGUUCGUUUUUCGUGACUAUGAGAACCACCGAAGCGAGACAGUUGCUGCCCGACGCGUGGGGUUUCAUCUGUCCUGUUCACACACCAGAUGGGACACCUUGUGGAUUGUUGAAUCAUCUGACAUCCGAUUGUCUCGUUUCGAAGAGUCCCGACCUGGUGAAGGUGAAAAAUAUCGAAAAGCAUCUGAUCAGUUUCGGGAUGACUCCCGUCAAUAGUAUUGACUUAGAAAACCAAAAGGCUUCAGAUAUUUAUUCGGUUUUACUCGAAGGGCGAGUUAUCGGUAAUAUUCCCAGGAACAUAGCAGUGCAAAUAACGCACAAACUGAGACUGCUUAAAAUCGAAGGAAAGGAAAUCCCAGAAGCGACAGAAAUAGUUUUUAUACCGGCCAAAGAAGGUGGUCAAUAUCCAGGGGUGUACAUAUUUGUUGGUGCGGCUCGCAUGGUUCGACCCGUUAUAAACCUGUUUGCCAACAAAGUCGAGCUGAUUGGAACAUUCGAGCAAGUCUAUAUGGAUAUUUGCAUCACACCGGAUGAAGCCUACCCAAGAGUAACAACGCACAUGGAGCUAUCGAAAACGUCUUUUCUGAGCAAUUUGGCGAAAUUGAUUCCCAUGCCCGAUUGUAAUCAAUCUCCUCGUAAUAUGUACCAAUGUCAGAUGGGUAAGCAGACGAUGGGAACUCCGUGCCACAACUGGCAACUACAGUGUAUCGCCAAGUUCUAUCGGCUGCAAACGCCGGGUACGCCUCUAUUCCGGCCCGUUCAUCACGACAACAUCAAUUUGGACAACUAUGCAAUGGGUACGAAUGCUAUCGUUGCCGUUGUCUCUUAUACUGGUUACGACAUGGAAGACGCUAUGAUUAUCAAUAAAUCAGCCUUCGAACGUGGAUUCGCCCAUGGAAUGGUUUAUAAAAAUGAACUAAUCGAACUGAAGGGAGACAGCUUCUUUGCCCGUGAUCCGCACCACGAGAUGCUAAAAACGUUUCUGGAUAACGAUGGGCUUCCCUAUCGCAGUGCUUUCUUGAAACACAAAAAUCCGCUGUAUUGCUAUUUCGACACCGAAGAUCACACAUACCACACGGUCAAAUUUGAUGGACAUGAAGAAGGAAUCGUAGAUAAUAUCAAAUUGUGCGGAUCCACUUCAUCCAAUGCACCAAAACGGGCUGUGAUUACCUAUCGGAUUGUCAGAAAUCCGAACGUUGGCGAUAAAUUUGCUUCCCGUGCUGGGCAGAAGGGUAUUUGUUCGCAGAAGUGGCCAGCGGUGGAUCUCCCCUUCACUGAGUCCGGCAUGAUUCCGGAUAUCAUUUUCAAUCCACACGGGUUCCCCUCGCGUAUGACAAUUGCUAUGAUGAUCGAAACGAUGGCUGGCAAAACAGCUGCGUCCCAUGGACUGGUCCAUGAUGCGACGCCGUUCAGAUUCACGGAGAGCAAUACUGCGAUCGAUUACUUUGGUCGAUUGCUGGAAGCUAGUGGGUACAACUAUUUCGGCACGGAACGAAUGUACAGCGGAGUGGACGGAAGAGAGCUGAAAGCGGAUAUAUUCUUCGGAAUUGUUCACUACCAACGGUUGCGACAUAUGGUGUCCGAUAAGUGGCAAGUGAGAUCAACUGGACCGUUGGACCAGUUAACCCAUCAACCGAACAAAGGUCGUUCCAGAGGUGGAGGCGUUCGUUUCGGUGAAAUGGAACGUGACGCACUGAUUGCACAUGGUGCUUCCUUCCUACUGCAGGAUCGGUUGUUCCACGGGUCUGACAAAAUCACAACUUUGAUCUGCAGAGGUUGUGGAACGCUGCUGGGGCCUAUCAGCAGUAUAACGAAAAAGGUUGCUUCAAGUACCACGGAAACUCAACGUACACCGGCCACGUGUAGAUUAUGUCGUGAUGAUAAAGAAAUUGGGUACGUGGAAAUACCAUAUAUUUUCAAAUUUUUAGUUUCCCAGCUGACAGCGAUGAACAUCAAUGUGAAACUGGACCUGGCAAUGCCCCAAGCCUAGAUUUCGAAGACUUUCUGUUUUCACUUUUUGGUAAUAAAAAGUUAUUCUAAACACUUUGUUUUGUAGUUUUGUAGUGAAUAUUAAAACUGAAUGAAGUUAAAGAAAAAAAUA